This is a messenger RNA of Oncorhynchus gorbuscha (pink salmon), 1100 nucleotides long. RefSeq lists its product as uncharacterized. The record is from RefSeq and is a predicted model, not a curated record. The transcript has 6 exons. NCBI's taxonomy places the organism in Eukaryota, Metazoa, Chordata, Actinopteri, Salmoniformes, Salmonidae. Bases 16 to 693 code for a protein of 225 amino acids.
GUAUAAAGCAGGGUGAUGACGGGGCUGGGCCCCAGUGCCUGGACCAUCAUGGAGGUUGCUCUUUGGGUGUGCCUAAGUUUUCUCUGCCUGCAGGGCAGCUUGCCCCAGCUCACACAUGGUGCAGACUGUACUGGGUCAUCACAGGAAAAUAACUGUGUCAGCGGGCAGACCACCGGAGGAAAGAAUGAAGGGCUUGUGCGCCUGAAGCCAUCUGCUGCAAGAAAGACCCAUAACCAGAAACAGCCACAGAUGUGGCUAGGUGACGACUUGCCAUCGGAUGUGCUAUUGGACAGACAGAAGAGACAGUUGGGGAGGAACUCCCUUCUUCCUGGGUCCUUCUCAGCCAAGGGCUUCCCCAACACACUCAUCAAAGUUCAGACAGAGCGGGCCAGGAGACACCUAGGCCAGUCGGGGACCAAGAAGAACAAGUAUAAAUCCAGAGUGGGAUCCUUCUCUCUCAUCAGGAACAACCCCACUGCCUCCCUACAGGUAACCAGAGUACGGAGGCAGGUGCAGAAUGAGAGGAAGAAGGUUAAGCCAAGAGGACGAGUCGGAGCGUAUUCCGUUGCGGGACUCGCCCCACCCCACAAAAUCUGCCCCCUCCCAUCUGAGUCAAUCAAUCUUCCAGGGACAGAGACGCAAGAGGAGCGCACGGAAGAAAAAAAAAGAAUAUGUGCUCCACAAAGCAUUUAAUUAAACGAGUGAUUUGCUGAAGCGCUACUGCUUUAAUGAACUGUACUUUAUAUAUUAUCUUCGUAAACAUAUUGGUUUUUACAUGUAUUUUAAAAUGUUACAUUAUAAUAUAUACGUAUAAUGGAAACACAUUGCUGAGGACAAGUAUACAGUAUCUUUGAGAGCCCCUUUAAUAUUGUCUUUUAUAAUCUGCUGAUUUACACAUUUUUUUGUUUUUUUACAGAAUUGUAUUUUUAAAAAGGUGAUUCUUUGGUAAUUCUGUGCAUAUAUCGGAUUCAAAUGUAGGAGGAUACGUCAUGAGAGCUUGCCGCAGCUUCUACAUCAGCAUUGCUUGCUGUUUGUACAGCGCUUUGUGACAUUGGCUGAUGUAAAAAGGGCUUUAUAAAUACAUUUGAUUGAUAAGUCUA